Anguilla anguilla (European eel) is the source of this 891-nucleotide messenger RNA. Its product is annotated as intelectin-like. The coding region runs from base 1 to 891 and encodes 296 amino acids. Gene Ontology annotation, molecular function: oligosaccharide binding. NCBI's taxonomy places the organism in Eukaryota, Metazoa, Chordata, Actinopteri, Anguilliformes, Anguillidae. The record is from RefSeq and is a predicted model, not a curated record. The transcript is spliced from 7 exons.
AUGAUUGACAAAGUCAAGAACGGUGAAGCAGACAGACUGCUGAACAAGAUCCGAUAUGUCGCCCGGAGCUGCAAAGAGCUCAAAGAAAAAUAUAAAGUUCAUGACGAUGGGCUGUAUUACCUCACUACCACAAACGGAAUUCUGUACGAGGCGUUCUGUGACAUGACCACGGCGGGUGGGGGCUGGACACUGGUGGCCAGCGUCCAUGAGAAUAACCUGUAUGGGAAGUGCACUCUGGGGGAUCGCUGGUCCAGCCAGCAGGGCGACAACCCCAAUCUGCCGGAGGGGGACGGAACCUGGAGCAACAAGGUUACCUUUGGGUCUCCUGAGGCUGCCACCUCUGAUGACUACAAGAACCCCGGGUAUUAUGACAUCACAGCAGAGGAUGUGUCCGUGUGGCAUGUUCGGAACAAUGCAGAGAUGGAGAAAUGGAUCGCUAACUCCAUCUUGCGCUACCACACAGAGACCAGCUUCCUGACUUUACAGGGAGGAAACCUCUACCAGCUGUUCAAGCGCUACCCUGUGAGAUACAAUGCGGGCGCGUGCAACACUGGCAAAGGCCCAACUGUUCCUAUAAUGUAUGAUUUGGGGAAUGCAGAAUCUACUGCAAAUCUGUAUGGACCAAACGCCAGGGGGGAGUUUACUGCAGGCUUUAUCGCUUUCCGAGUUUUCAACUAUGAGAAUGCAACUUCGGCCAUCUGCUCUGGAAUCAGUCCCACAGGAUGCCACACAGAACAUUACUGUGUUGGGGGAGGAGGCCAUUUCCCUCAACACCCACCAAGUCAGUGUGGGGAUUUUUCCGCGUUUGACUGGAACGGCUAUGGAACCCAUAUUGAAUGGAGUGCCUCCCGGGAUAUGAUUGAGUCUGCCAUACUACUGUUUUACCGCUGA